Molecule: messenger RNA, 2037 nt
Organism: Homalodisca vitripennis (glassy-winged sharpshooter)
Lineage: Eukaryota; Metazoa; Arthropoda; Insecta; Hemiptera; Cicadellidae
Product: serine-rich adhesin for platelets-like
Exons: 3
Coding region: 1-2037 (678 amino acids)
Source: RefSeq, a predicted model, not a curated record
AUGACAUUCAGCGACCCCCAGGUUGAGAACCCCUGCUCUAUGCCGCGUGACACAACCACCGCUACCACUACACAUCAGCAGCCGCAUAACACAACCACCGCUACCACUACACAUCAGCAGCCGCAUAACACAACCACCGCUACCACUACACAUCAGCAGCCGCAUAACACAACCACCGCUACCACUACACAUCAGCAGCCGCAUAACACAACCACUACACAUCAGCAGCCUACCGGUACACAGGACCGGGACAGCGAGUUGACAGCUAUUGCCCGCAAUAAACAAUCACCACGGCAACCUCAUAUCACAGCCACUACUACCACUACACAUCAGCAGCCUACCGGUACACAGGACCGGGACAGCGAGUUGACAGCUAUUGCCCGCAAUAAACAAUCACCACGGCAACCUCAUAUCACAGCCACUACUACCACUACACAUCAGCAGCCUACCGGUACACAGGACCGGGACAGCGAGUUGACAGCUAUUGCCCGCAAUAGACAAUCCACGGCAACCUUAUGUCAAAGCCACUACUACCACUACACAUCAGCAGCCUACCGGUACACAGGACCGGGACAGCGACCUACCGGUACACAGGACCGGGACAGCGAGUUGACAGCUAUUGCCCGCAAUAAACAAUCACCACGGCAACCUCAUGUCAAAGCCACUACUACCACUACACAUCAGCAGCCUACCGGUACACAGGACCGGGACAGCGAGUUGACAGCUAUUGCCCGCAAUAAACAAUCACCACGGCAACCUCAUAUCACAGCCACUACUACCACUACACAUCAGCAGCCUACCGGUACACAGGACCGGGACAGCGAGUUGACAGGUAUUGCCCGCAAUAAACAAUCACCACGGCAACCUCAUGUCACAGCCACUACUACCACUACACAUCAGCAGCCUACCGGUACACAGGACCGGGACAGCGAGUUGACAGGUAUUGCCCGCAAUAAACAAUCACCACGGGAACCUCAUGUCACAGCCACUACUACCACUACACAUCAGCAGCCUACCGGUACACAGGACCGGGACAGCGAGUUGACAGCUAUUGCCCGCAAUAAACAAUCACCACGGCAACCUCAUGUCAAAGCCACUACUACCACUACACAUCAGCAGCCUACCGGUACAAAGGACCGGGACAGCGAGUUGACAGCUACUACCCGCAAUAAACAAUCACCACGGCAACCUCAUGUCACAGCCACUACUACCACUACACAUGAGCAGCCUACCGGUACACAGGACCGGGACAGCGAGUUGACAGCUACUACCCGCAAUAAACAAUCACCACGGCAACCUCAUGUCACAGCCACUACUACCACUACACAUCAGCAGCCUACCGGUACACAGGACCGGGACAGCGAGUUGACAGCUAUUGCCCGCAAUAGACAAUCCACGGCAACCUUAUGUCAAAGCCACUACUACCACACUACACAUCAGCAGCCUACCGGUACACAGGACCGGGACAGCGAGUUGACAGCUAUUGCCCGCAAUAAACAAUCACCACGGCAACCUCAUAUCACAGCCACUACUACCACUACACAUCAGCAGCCUACCGGUACACAGGACCGGGACAGCGAGUUGACAGCUAUUGCCCGCAAUAAACAAUCACCACGGCAACCUCAUGUCAAAGCCACUACUACCACUACACAUCAGCAGCCUACCGGUACACAGGACCGGGACAGCGAGUUGACAGCUAUUGCCCGCAAUAAACAAUCACCACGGCAACCUCAUAUCACAGCCACUACUACCACUACACAUCAGCAGCCUACCGGUACACAGGACCGGGACAGCGAGUUGACAGCUAUUGCCCGCAAUAAACAAUCACCACGGCAACCUCAUGUCACAGCCACUACUACCACUACACAUCAGCAGCCUACCGGUACACAGGACCGGGACAGCGAGUUGACAGGUAUUGCCCGCAAUAAACAAUCGCCACGGGCAACCUCAUGUCACAGCCACUACUACCACUACACAUCAGCAGCCUACCGGUACACAGGACCGGGACAGCGAGUUGACAGCUAUUGCCCGCAAUAA